This is a messenger RNA of Saprolegnia diclina VS20, 1420 nucleotides long. RefSeq lists its product as hypothetical. Lineage: Eukaryota; Oomycota; Saprolegniomycetes; Saprolegniales; Saprolegniaceae. The transcript is spliced from 3 exons. The record is from RefSeq and is a predicted model, not a curated record. The coding region runs from base 13 to 1377 and encodes 454 amino acids.
CAGACGCUGGCCAUGCGCGUCCUGUACUUGGACCCGAUCGCGUUCCCGCCGGCCGCGCUCGACGAUGCGACAACCCUGCAGCUACGGCGCUACCUCCUCGGGUCGUCCUUGCUGACGAUUAGUGGCUGCUUCUUUGUUGAGGCCUUCACGCUGGCGACCGAGCAAGAGCGCCUCGAGCUCGCAGCCUGUGCCGAUCGCUGGGUCUUCUUCGAUCCAAGUGGCGACACCGUGAAGGUCUCGGCGGUGCCCGGCGACAGCGUCUUUGUCAACGGAACAUAUCUGCGUGACGGCGAGGAGCGUAGCUUGGUCAAUGGCAGUCGCAUCACGCUCGCUCUCACCGCUUCUCUAGAGAUUUCGCAUGUCCUUGCCGAUGCUAUGCUCGGAAUGCUGAUGCGACGUGGUAGGUACGACUUCUUCGAGAGUCCUCGCGCCGUCACCUCGCCGGUCGAGAGCACGAGAUCGAACCCCGAGACGGCCCUGGAUACCGAGACUGCAGACGUCAAUGUGCAAGCAGCAGAAGAGCCACCGGUUCCUGACGUGCCGACGCCCGGAACGGAGCGACUACAAGUGGCGACACCUGCACCGAUCGAGGUCGCGACGCCAACGCUCGCAGUCCCACAAGAACAUACGGCGCCUGCUCCGACACAAGUCGUGUCGCUGGCCAAGCACCCGUCGUUGCCCACGACGUCGACGGCUUCGGCAUUCCAGAACACGCGCUUCCCGGACCCUGCGCCAUUGUCUGCGCCAGACGAGUUGCCAGACCUCUUUGACGGUGGCGACAGCAAUGACGACAACGACCAUGAUGACGACCAACAAGAAGCGCAGCUCGCGCCGGUGGCGGACGAUCCACCCCGAUCCCACCGCAUGCCUGGACUGUUCCGGCCAGUGACUGCAAGCGAGCCAUUUCUAUGGGUCCCACAGACGUUCUCGGUACCCAAGCAGCGCCCAGACGCACCACGCCAUAACCGAAAGGUAGCAUCGCGGACCCGAUCAGCCUUGGACCUCCCGACGUCACCGCCACGACGUUCCAAGGCUCCGCGGUCAACGUCGUCGCGCGGGACCCGAUCGACGUCCGCCGUGGACGGUUUGACGUCACCACAACGAACGCUGACGGUGGCAUCGCGGACCCGAUUCGCCUCAGGCUUGGACCCUCCGACGACGCCACCAGCGCGCACGCGCCAGCAUUUGGCUCGCCGCGCGUCGACGCCCGUGCCACAGUCGCCGCCGAUCCCGUUCCUGUGCACGGAGAAGCGCUGCCACACCAUCGCGACGGUUCAAGACGCCGAGCGCAAGUGGAAGUGCAACGCGCAUGGCCCUACGCCAACCCCUACCCCUACGCCAACCCCCUUCACCGUCCUCGACUCGGUGUUUGUCUAAAUACUAAUAUUAUAAUACCUAUUGAUCGCAUAGGACGUCGAGC